AUGGCCACCAUGACGGCAUCCCCGACCCCAGUAUCAGCGUCAAAGACGACAAAGUUUCAACUUAUUGCAUUGAUGAAGAGCUGCAUUAAACAUCUCGAGGAAUCUGAUGAAUACGCACCAAUUAUUUAUCAAACGUCGAAUAAGCUCCAUGAAUAUGCUGACUCACAAUCCAAACAACUGCAAGCACAAAUUCUGAAGCUUCAACAGAAUCGAGAACAAGCGAUGAAACAAAAUAAGAUUAUGCAGCAGCAACAUCAGCGACACACGCAACAGAAAAAUUCUGCUGCGGCUAGUAAGGCACAGGCGACUGCCGCGGAAAACAAAGUCGCAAGCCAAAAGCUGUCAGCCUUGGAGCAGCAAAAACGUGCUGCUGCCGAAAGACGACGACAACAAGUCAUAGAACAGCGCCGUAAAGCUGCUCUUGAACAAAAAAAGAAGGAAGAAGAACGAAAACGCCAAUUCUUAGAAAUGGAAAGAAGAAAAGAACAACUGAAAGCGGAAGCAUUGCAGAAGGCUGCAGAAAACAAGGCUGCAUCACACUCGAAGCAAGAGCAAAGGAUCGAAGACGACGCUAUGUCAGAACUUGAUAAGAUCGGAGGAAAGACUAGCACGGAAUCAGAUGAACCAGAAGUUCCUAUUGCUCAUGCGAACCUCGAGCGAAUUACUACUCCUACUGGCACUACUCCAAACGAAACAGGGCAAGGAUCUGCGAGUCCAGCAACUCCACUUGAAACAACUUCCGCGCACUCGUCGCAGCUUGAAUCCCCUAUUCCGAGCCCGCACCCUCCAGUAUCUGCUCCUGGACAGCAGCAACCUCAGCAAAAGUCCCAUCCAAAUCAGCUGAGGAAUCGACCGCCCUUUGACACACCACCACAACCACACCAUGCAACGCAGCCUUCUUGGGAUGACGCGUUUAGUUCAACAUCUUCAAUGCCUGACUCAGUAGCUACUACAGAAACCAUGGAAGAUCCGCCUGGUCUGGAAAUCUCCGAAGUCAAGAAACAGAUCUUGAUCCAAUGGGGACUGCAACCACCUGGUUACCAGAUGCUAAAGCGAGUCGACCAGCUGGUUGUGUCCAUCCAGACAGUCUUCCCACCAUUUGCUGGAGUUCCAGCACACUCCUACUUUGAUGGAUGGAAGGUUCUCGCUCCCAACGAUUUUCUCUGUUAUGGUGCAGACAGUCUAUUGCCAACGUUGGAUACCGACAAGCUGAAGAAAGCCGUGCGAAAGAUUCGUUUCUUUUUGCAUCCUGACAAGUUGCCCCGUGAUAUGACUGAAGGGCAAAUGUACGUCUGCAAGCUCCUAUGGGAUGUAACCAGUGAUGCACUGGAGGAGUUCAAGCAUUCAAAAGCGCAAACAUGA
Cylindrotheca closterium is the source of this 1362-nucleotide messenger RNA. The record is from the annotation of a GenBank genome assembly. Lineage: Eukaryota; Bacillariophyta; Bacillariophyceae; Bacillariales; Bacillariaceae.